Messenger RNA from Phaeoacremonium minimum UCRPA7, 687 nucleotides. Its product is annotated as putative short-chain dehydrogenases protein. Lineage: Eukaryota; Fungi; Ascomycota; Sordariomycetes; Togniniales; Togniniaceae. The record is from RefSeq and is a predicted model, not a curated record. The coding region runs from base 1 to 687 and encodes 228 amino acids. The transcript has 3 exons.
AUGCCUUCUACAUCACCUGUUGCACUUAUACUUGGGGCCGGUGCCAACGUCGGACAGAACGUCGCUCGCGCAUUUGCUGCCAAAGGAUAUAAGAUCGCUUUAGCAGCUCGAAGUUUGAAAGAGGAGGACAGCACUGCCGACCAGCUGCAUAUUCGAGCCGACUUCAGUGACCCUGCCUCUGUCGUCGACAUUUUUGCCAAAGUCAAAGCACAGCUGGGCUCCCCAUACGUCGUCGUCUACAAUGCUGCCGCCGCAACGCGCUUGGACCCGAAGAACCCACUACGACUUGACCUGGACGACUUCAAUCGCACUUUUGCCAUCAACACGACUAGCUCCCUCAUUGCCGCCCAACAAGCCGUACUUGCCUUCGAAGAGCUCCCCGAGUCCGCAUCGAAGACUUUUAUCUACACUGGAAACUGCACCAAUGUGAAACCGAUCGUGGCGCUCAUGGACGCCGGAGUUGGAAAGUCUGCGAGCGCACACAUUAUCCAAUGUGCUGCGGAGGCGUACAAAGACAAGGGCUUUAAGUUCUAUUACGCCGACGAGAGAAACGCAGACGGAUCGCCCGCUUAUGGUGCGAUAAAUGGUCCGGCGCAUGGCAAAUUCUAUACGGCACUCGCCGAAGGGACUUCACAGGGGCCAUGGCACCAGACGUUUGUCAAAGAUGUUGGAUACAAGAAGUUCUGA